Messenger RNA from Arabidopsis lyrata subsp. lyrata, 691 nucleotides. RefSeq names its product HVA22-like protein e. NCBI's taxonomy places the organism in Eukaryota, Viridiplantae, Streptophyta, Magnoliopsida, Brassicales, Brassicaceae. The record is from RefSeq and is a predicted model, not a curated record. Bases 114 to 464 code for a protein of 116 amino acids. The transcript has 5 exons.
ACCGUUUUUAAUGUCGAAGACAGUAUAAAUAAAUAAGGUCUCUCUAAUCGUGUUGUUUCAGAAAACAAGAGCGUCCUUUGAUUGGUUUUGGAUUUUGUUGUGUUCCUCUCAAAAUGACAAAAUUAUGGACUCUUCUCUCUGCUCUUCAUUCCCUCGCUGGACCCGUGGUGAUGUUGCUUUACCCGUUAUAUGCGUCGGUGAUAGCAAUAGAGAGCCCAUCAAAAGUAGAUGACGAGCAAUGGCUUGCUUAUUGGAUUCUCUACUCUUUCCUUACUCUAUCAGAACUCAUCCUUCAAUCUCUCCUAGAGUGGAUACCGAUAUGGUACACGGCUAAGCUAGUGUUUGUGGCAUGGUUGGUUCUGCCGCAAUUUAGAGGGGCUGCUUUCAUAUACAACAGGAUCGUGAGGGAACAGUUCAAGAAGUAUGGCAUCCUCAAACCUAAGGUAGAACAUCAGGCUGAGUGAGUCAAAAAGAAGAUGGGACAAAAGAGGGAUUCACUGUUGGGGCCUCCAAUUUCUAAUCUUAUAUGCUUUUUCUCUUUUGUCUUAAUUCUCUUUUGAUAUAUGGAAAAAUGGGUUUAGAUGUUGACUAUAUGAGUUCUUAUGAGCCUAGCUCCUGCUUGAAUGUAUAUGAAAAGAACUUUUAUUCGACGUUAAAAUAUUAUAUUAAGAGAUUAUAAAUUUUAAUGGUA